AUGUUUUCGAAAGGCUUUCGAGCCUCCGGGCUAAUCACUGCCAUCCUGGGCCUGGCCACUGGGUCAUCUGCCUCACCCAUCGCCCCCGGCUCGACCAUUGGAGAGGGCCUGCUUGUGCAGACCUCCAGUGGCCCCGUCCAAGGCUUCGUCAACCUCACCACCCCCGACGUGCGUCAGUUCCUGGGAAUCCCAUUCGCAGAGCCCCCCGUGGGGAAUCUUCGCUUUGCGAGACCCGUUCCGAAGAGCCCCAAUGGAACGGUGGAUGCUUUCGCACUUCCGUCAUCAUGCAUGCAGCAGACGAGCAACAGCACCUCCAUCUACACCGAGUAUGAGACGGGCUACCUGAUCGACGGAGGGGACUCGGAGGAUUGUCUCUACCUCUCCAUCUGGGCACCGAAGGUGGACGGGAUCCGGUUCCAGCAGCGGCCGCUGCCGGUCCUGCUCUAUGUCCCUGGCGGCGGGUUCACGAGCGGAGGCCAGGCUUCGCUGUACAAGAUCCCGGACAACUGGGUGCAGCGGACGCAGUCGCAUAUUGUUGUCAUUCUGAACUAUCGCGUCAAUGUCUUUGGCUUCCCGAAUGCCGAAGGAUUGGAGGAUCAGAACGCGGGGCUGCUUGAUCAGCGAUUAGCCGUGGAGUGGGUGCACCAGAAUAUCGCCAACUUCGGCGGUGACCCCGAGCGGAUCACUUUUUGGGGCCAGUCGGCCGGCGGAGGCAGCGUCUCGCUCUACACCUACUCUUACCCCGAGAAUCCCAUCGUAGCGGCCAUCGCCGCCGACUCCGGCGCUCCCGGCCUCAUCAGCUUCACGGACUACGCCCACACGAACUUCACCUUCCUGGCGGGCCUUGUCGGCUGCGGAGGCCUGAACAGCUCCGCGGAGCUGAGCUGCGUGCGCAGUGUUCCCGCAACGACCCUCCAAACGGCUCUCUCCACCUACGCCGGCACGCCCUCGAUCUCCUUCAAGCCCUCCGUAGACAAUGUCACUGUGUUCGCCAAUUGGACUCAACGCGCGCUGGAAGGCAAGGUCGCCAAGAUUCCCAUGUUAAUCGGCAGCAACACCAACGAAGGCGCCGGCUUCGUCUCCUUCACGCCCGAUGGCCCCGGUGCCGCCACGCUGCUCAACCUGACCGAGUCCAUCAUCGCCUGCCCCGUCGCAGAGGAGGUGAAGAACCGCAACCUAGUCGGCCUUCCGACCUACCGCUACCAAUACGCCGGCAACUUCUCCAACAUCUCCCCGCUUCCCUGGUUCGGCGCCUACCACAGCUCCGAGCUGCCACUGUUGUUCGGCACGCACAGUCAGUACGGCGGCAGCCCCUCGACGCAAUUUGAAUGGGAGGUCAGCUAUGCGAUGGAGGCGCUGUGGCUGUCCUUCGCGGAGGCGCCCAGUAGGGGUCCGGUGCGGUUGGCGAUCGAGGGGGUGACGGGCAAUCCGAACAAUGCGAGUGUGUUCGAAUGGCCGGAAUUUGAGCAGAGAGAGGACAAUAUGGUGUUGUUUGCGGAGGAUGGGGUGUUGAUGCAGCUGGUGUCGGCCGAUCGGAUCGACGAUUAUUGCUAG
Molecule: messenger RNA, 1554 nt
Organism: Aspergillus saccharolyticus JOP 1030-1
Lineage: Eukaryota; Fungi; Ascomycota; Eurotiomycetes; Eurotiales; Aspergillaceae
Product: carboxylesterase
Exons: 4
Coding region: 1-1554 (517 amino acids)
Source: RefSeq, a predicted model, not a curated record